Messenger RNA from Ailuropoda melanoleuca (giant panda), 2817 nucleotides. RefSeq names its product TATA-box binding protein associated factor 4 (gene TAF4). The transcript is spliced from 15 exons. The record is from RefSeq and is a predicted model, not a curated record. Bases 2 to 2155 code for a protein of 717 amino acids. Gene Ontology annotation, molecular function: RNA polymerase II general transcription initiation factor activity; protein heterodimerization activity; DNA binding. Gene Ontology annotation, biological process: transcription initiation at RNA polymerase II promoter; DNA-templated transcription. Lineage: Eukaryota; Metazoa; Chordata; Mammalia; Carnivora; Ursidae. Gene Ontology annotation, cellular component: transcription factor TFIID complex.
CAUGAUCCUCGGGCCAACUAUGCAAGGGGCGCUGCCCGCCGCCGCCGCCGCUGGACUGCCGCCGCCGCCGGCCCCCGGCACCCCCACCGGGCUGCCCAAGGGCUCGGCCAGCGCAGGGCCCCAGAGCCUGCCCAGGACGCCCUCGGCCACCACCGGCGGGAUCCGGGCCACGCUGACGCCCACGGUCCUCGCCCCUCGCCUGCCGCAACCACCUCAGAACCCGACCAACAUCCAGAACUUCCAGCUGCCCCCAGGUAUGGUCCUUGUGCGGAGCGAGAACGGGCAGUUGCUAAUGAUUCCUCAGCAGGCCCUGGCCCAGAUGCAGGCCCAGGCCCACGUGCAGACCCAGCCUCAGACCACCAUGGCACCCCGCCCUGCAACCCCCACAAGUGCCCCUCCCGUCCAGAUCUCUACCGUACAGGCACCUGGGACCCCGAUUAUUGCACGGCAGGUGACCCCAACCACCAUAAUCAAGCAAGUGUCUCAGGCCCAGACGACGGUACAGCCCAACACGGCGCUGCAGCGCUCGCCCGGAGUGCAGCCUCAGCUGGUCCUGGGUGGCGCUGCCCAGACAACUUCCCUCGGGACGGCGACGGCUGUUCAGACGGGGACACCUCAGCGAACGGUCCCAGGGGCCACUACCACCUCCACAGCUGCCACGGAAACCAUGGAAAACGUGAAAAAAUGUAAAAAUUUUCUGUCUACGUUAAUAAAGCUGGCUUCAUCCGGUAAACAGUCCACAGAGACGGCGGCUAACGUGAAGGAGCUAGUGCAGAGCCUGCUGGAUGGAAGAAUCGAGGCAGAGGACUUCACUAGUAGAUUGUACCGGGAGCUCAAUUCCUCCCCUCAGCCGUACCUUGUGCCUUUCCUGAAGAGGAGCUUGCCCGCCUUGAGACAGCUGACCCCCGACUCCGCAGCCUUCAUCCAGCAGAGCCAGCAGCAGCCGCCACCCGCCUCACAGGCUACCACUGCGCUCACAGCCGUGGUGCUGAGCAGCUCGGUCCAGCGCACGGCCGGGAAGACGGCGGCCACUGUGACCAGCGCUCUCCAGCCCCCUGUCAUCAGCCUCACGCAGCCCACACAGGUUGGCGUUGGCAAGCAGGGGCAGCCCACGCCGCUGGUGAUCCAGCAGCCGCCCAAGCCCGGAGCACUGAUCCGCCCGCCGCAGGUGACGCUGACGCAGACGCCCAUGGUUGCGCUCCGGCAGCCUCACAGCCGCAUCGUGCUCACCGCACCGCAGCAGAUCCAGCUGAACCAGCUGCAGCCAGUCCCUGUGGUGAAGCCCGCCGUGCUACCUGGAACCAAAGCUCUCUCUGCCGUCUCGGCUCAAGCAGCUGCCGCGCAGAAAAACAAACUCAAGGAGCCUGGGGGAGGCUCGUUUCGGGAUGACGAUGACAUCAAUGACGUGGCCUCGAUGGCGGGAGUAAACCUGUCGGAAGAAAGUGCACGAAUAUUAGCCACGAACUCUGAAUUAGUGGGCACCCUGACACGGUCCUGUAAGGAUGAAACCUUCCUCUUACCAGCACCUUUACAAAGAAGAAUCUUAGAAAUAGGUAAAAAACACGGCAUCACGGAGCUGCAUCCAGACGUAGUGAGUUAUGUAUCCCACGCCACGCAGCAGAGGCUACAGAACCUUGUAGAAAAAAUCUCAGAAACAGCUCAGCAGAAGAACUUCUCCUACAAGGAUGAUGACAGAUACGAGCAGGCAAGUGACGUCCGGGCUCAGCUCAAAUUUUUUGAGCAGCUCGACCAAAUUGAAAAGCAGAGGAAAGAUGAGCAGGAGAGAGAAAUCCUUAUGCGAGCGGCCAAGUCUCGAUCCAGACAAGAAGAUCCAGAACAAUUAAGGUUGAAACAGAAGGCAAAAGAGAUGCAGCAACAGGAGCUGGCGCAGAUGAGGCAGCGCGACGCCAACCUCACAGCGCUCGCCGCCAUCGGGCCCCGGAAGAAGCGGAAAGUGGACUCUCCGGGACCGGGGUCGGGGACGGAGGGGUCGGGCCCAGGCUCGGCGGUCCCGGGCAGCUCCGGCGUUGGAACCCCCAGACAGUUCACGCGACAAAGGAUCACACGGGUCAACCUCAGGGACCUCAUAUUUUGUUUAGAGAACGAGCGUGAGACAAGCCAUUCACUGCUGCUGUACAAAGCAUUCCUGAAAUAGCGCAGGGCGGGCGCGGCGUCGCGGACGAGACGCCUGGGACGUUUUUAUAUAUUUGCAGAUUACGCCUUUUGUAACAAGCAAACGGGAUAUUGUUUAAAACAGCCCCCUCUUUACAAUGGAACAGUUUUAUAUUCCUGUUUCUAAGUCAGCUCUUCAGUACGGAAGAACACACGUUUCUGUAACAGAGAACACAGAGGCCCGUGGGCUCUCUGAACGGACAAUUAACUCUUAACUCAUCUUUGAUUGAGUGGCCUUCUUGCCAAACAAGCCAUAUAUAAAAACUGAUGGAAUCGUUUAGCAAAUAAUUAGAUGCCCCCUGUCACCUCGUAGCGGUUUCUACAUUAUUUGUGCAUUUUGAUUCAUUCAGCCCAACUUCUUGCAUAGGUGUCUGUCUACAGCAGUGACCUCAUUUCAUUUAUUUUAUUUUUGUAUUAGUCAGUUGGCAAAGCAAACUGAUUUUUUAGACUAUUUAUGUCCCCGUCCCCUCCCUCGCCAGAGUCCCCGAGGAGCACGGAGCCCAUCGCGCGCUCGCUCGGAGCGCGGUCUCCUUUCUGCUCAGGAGAGGCCGCGCGGCGGCUCCUUCCGAAUGUGUGGUCGGCAUCUGUACAGACGCGUUUUAUUUGCUAUAGUUUGUAAAGCUGUAAAGUUAAAAGAAAUGAAAA